Cebus imitator (Panamanian white-faced capuchin) is the source of this 3692-nucleotide messenger RNA. It is a transcript of the gene FNBP4, whose product is annotated as formin binding protein 4. The coding region runs from base 164 to 2782 and encodes 872 amino acids. NCBI's taxonomy places the organism in Eukaryota, Metazoa, Chordata, Mammalia, Primates, Cebidae. The transcript has 17 exons. Gene Ontology annotation, molecular function: protein binding. The record is from RefSeq and is a predicted model, not a curated record.
GCUGAGGUGCGGGAGGCGCUUGCGCGAGCGCGCGCUUCGCCGGUUGAAAGCGGAUCGGGGCAGGAGGCGGUGUCGCGGUGUAUGAAUAUUGAUUACGCGUCGCAGCGCCCUGCGCCCGCCCCUCUCGGCCGCCCGACGCUCGCAGCUCGCGCUUGGGCUCGCGAUGGGGAAGAAGUCCCGGGCGGUACCCGGCCGCAGGCCUAUCCUGCAGCUCUCUCCGCCGGGUCCUCGAGGUAGCACGCCGGGCCGGGACCCGGAGCCGGAACCGGACCCUGAGCCAGACUCGACGGCAGCGGCCCCCAGCCAGCCCGCCCCGGCGGCGGCGGCGACGACCACCACCACCUCGGUGACUGCCGCCGCAGCCCCGGACGACUCGUCUUCAGAAGGCAAGGAUGAACAGGAAGUGGUGGUGGAGGUUCCUAGAGUUGUUCAGAAUCCUCCAAAACCAGUCAUGACCACCAGACCCACAGCCGUUAAAGCAACAGGCGGUCUAUGCUUACUUGGUGCUUAUGCUGACAGUGAUGACGACGACAAUGAUGUUUCCGAAAAGCCAGCACAAUCCAAAGAGACAAAUGGAAACCAGUCAACUGAUAUUGAUAGUACAUUAGCCAACUUCCUAGCGGUUAGUGGUGCUUUGGUUUGGGGUUUUAGUUAUUUUGAUUUUCUUCUAGUCGGAAUUGAGAUGGGAGAUUGGCAGGAAGUCUGGGAUGAGAACACGGGAUGCUAUUAUUAUUGGAAUACACAAACAAAUGAAGUGACUUGGGAGUUACCCCAAUAUCUUGCCACCCAGGUACAGGGAUUACAACAUUACCAGCCCAGUUCUGUGCCAGGUGCUGAAGCUAGUUUUGUGGUAAAUACAGAAAUAUAUACUAAGGAGAAAACAGUUUCUAUUUCCAGUAGUAAAAGUGGACCAGUCAUAGCCAAGCGAGAAGUUAAAAAGGAAGUAAAUGAAGGAAUUCAGGCUCUCUCAAAUAGUGAGGAGGAGAAGAAAGGGGUGGCAGCAUCACUACUUGCUCCUUUAUUGCCUGAGGGAAUAAAAGAAGAAGAAGAGAGAUGGAGAAGAAAAGUAAUUUGUAAAGAAGAGCCAGUUUCAGAAGUAAAAGAAAUAAGUACAACAGUAGAAGAAGCAGCAACAAUGGUAAAGCCACAGGAAAUUAUGUUGGACAAUAUAGAAGACCCUUCUCAGGAGGAUCUUUGCAGUGUUGUCCAAUCUGGAGAAAGUGAGGAAGAAGAGGAACAAGAUACCCUUGAACUAGAGCUAGUUUUGGAAAGGAAAAAGGCAGAGUUGCGAGCCUUGGAGGAAGGAGAUGGUAGUGUGUCGGGGUCUAGUCCACGUUCUGAUGUCAGCCAGCCAGCAUCUCAAGAUGGAAUGCGUAGGCUUAUGUCUAAAAGAGGAAAAUGGAAGAUGUUUGUUCGAGCUACCAGUCCCGAAUCUACCAGCAGGAGUUCUAGUAAAACUGGACGAGAUACUCCAGAAAAUGGAGAGACUGUAAUUGGUGCUGAAAAUUCAGAAAAAAUAGAUGAGAAUUCAGAUAAAGAGGUGGAAGUAGAAGAAUCUCCAGAGAAAAUAAAAGUACAGACCACACCAAAAGUAGAAGAAGAACAGGAUUUGAAAUUUCAGAUUGGAGAACUGGCAAAUACCCUGACAAGUAAAUUUGAAUUCCUAGGCAUUAAUAGACAAUCCAUCUCCAACUUUCAUGUGCUGCUCUUACAGACUGAGACUCGAAUUGCAGACUGGCGGGAAGGGGCUCUUAAUGGAAACUACCUUAAACGAAAACUUCAGGAUGCAGCAGAACAACUAAAACAGUAUGAAAUAAACGCCACUCCUAAAGGCUGGUCCUGCCACUGGGACAGGGAUCAUAGACGGUAUUUCUAUGUAAAUGAACAAUCGGGCGAGUCUCAGUGGGAGUUUCCAGAUGGUGAAGAGGAAGAAGAUGAAAGCCAAGCACAAGAAAGUAGAGACGAGACUCUUGCCAAACAGACAUUGAAAGACAAAACUGGCACUGAUUCAAAUUCUACAGAAUCCUCUGAAAAUUCCACAGGUUCUCUUUGUAAAGAACCCUUUUCUGGUCAAGUUUCUUCUUCAUCACUUAUGCCAUUUACUCCAUUCUGGACCCUCCUUCAGUCAAAUGUUCCUGUGCUUCAACCUCCAUUACCCUUGGAAAUGCCGCCCCCCCCACCUCCACCUCCAGAAUCACCUCCACCCCCUCCUCCACCACCUCCUCCUGUGGAAGAUGGUGAGAUCCAGGAGGUAGAGAUGGAGGAUGAGGGAAGUGAGGAGCCCCCUGCGCCAGGAACAGAGGAGGAUACCCCUUUGAAACCUUCAGCACAAACCACAGUUGUAACUACCCAGAGUUCAGUGGAUUCCACCAGUUCUAGUUCUCCUUCCACUAAAGGGAUAAAGAGGAAAGCUACAGAAAUUAGUACUGCAGUGGUUCAGAGGUCAGCCACCAUUGGCAGUUCUCCAGUUCUCUAUAGCCAGUCAGCUAUAGCUACAGGUAAUUGCCGGGCGCUGUGGCUCAAGCCUGACAAGGCAAAGAAGAGUAAGACCAAAAUGCCAUCUUUGGUAAAGAAGUGGCAGAGUAUCCAGCGUGAGUUAGAUGAAGAGGACAAUUCUAGUUCCAGUGAAGAGGAUCGGGAAUCAACUGCACAGAAGCGAAUUGAAGAGUGGAAACAGCAGCAGCUGGUUAGUGGCAUGGCAGAGAGAAAUGCUAAUUUUGAAGCCCUUCCUGAGGAUUGGAGAGCAAGACUAAAGAGAAGAAAAAUGGCUCCAAACACAUAGUUUUUAAGUUUUUAAAACUUUUUUUGUAUUAUUUGUUUUGUGUUCAAAGUCUUAACCAGUUUUAUUGUUGUCAAAUAAACUACAAAUGUUAUGGGGGAGACCAUAGGAAUUUCCUGGGCAAGAGUGUAUGCAUACAAAGUUUCACUUCUGUGAAAUGUAAUUUUUCUGUUUUGCUAAAGGGUGAGGUGAUUGGAAUUGCUUUGACCAUGCUGCAUUUAUUCUCACACUGGCAAACUUAGCAUGGUAGGUACAUUAACCUCAUCAGUCUUGAAGAACAUGUGGCUGAUGAAUAUGACACCUCUGUAGAGGACUCCCUGACUUUUAAAAGUGAAGGAUUAACUUCUCCAGAACAAGUGCAAUUCAGAAGGCAGCUCUGCAUUCUACCUUGCUUGACUGGGAUUAUCUGGAUCUCUUUCUGGCCGCUUCCUGUAGUCGGCCACCUCUGAAGUGCUGAGGUCUAAGUGGUUUACCUUGUGCUGAUAGAUGGCCACACUCUUUAGAGUAGUUCUCAUAAAUUCUAGAACUGGUAGCUCAUUUCGCACACUAGGUGGCAUACAAACAGCAGCAUUGGCAGCAGGUGUUCAUAUCCUUGAUUUUGAGAAUUUCCCCUCAACUAUGUGGCUGGCAGUAGAUGCAACAAGAGACAUUCUGUGUAUUAAUGUCUCCAUUGUCUUAACCCUGUUUCAAAACAAAAUUCACCUCCUUUCUUUAUGUGAAUGUAUUCUCCAUAAAAUUCCAGUAUUUAAAAAGCAGUUUACCAUUCUGUACUUUGUAUUGUAUCACAAUCAGGUAAAAGUCACUUUAAACUGAGGAAAAGACAAAUUGUGUUUUAAAGCUCUUUGUAUUUCUCCAGUUUCUGACCUUGUAAAUUUGUAUAUAUGCACUAAUAAAGCUUUUUUUAUAAUUCUGA